This is a messenger RNA of Amoebophrya sp. A25, 327 nucleotides long. The record is from the annotation of a GenBank genome assembly. NCBI's taxonomy places the organism in Eukaryota, Dinophyceae, Syndiniales, Amoebophryaceae.
CUGGAAUUGGACCCAUACCUCUCAAUCGGGCUCAAUGAUUAAGGCCGUCACAUAUUUGUUAUCGCGUUUCUUGUCUUUCUCUCAGUUGUUUUACCUUUCCCAUUUGCUGGACGGAGCAUGAAGAAAUGACGCACUUGAGCUUUUUGCGUAUCAUCUAAACUGAGUUCUUGCUCGUUGCGGAUCACGAUCGUGACGCCGAUUGCGAGGAAGCCGAUGCGCGUUACGAGCUCGAGAGGCGAUUGUGCAAGAAUCCUUCCGAUCUUCCAUACGACACCUAUCCUGGGGAUUACGAACCCCAACCACCAUUGAAAUAUCCGAGGAGUGCUG